Molecule: messenger RNA, 816 nt
Organism: Lodderomyces orthopsilosis Co 90-125
Lineage: Eukaryota; Fungi; Ascomycota; Pichiomycetes; Serinales; Debaryomycetaceae
Exons: 1
Coding region: 1-816 (271 amino acids)
Source: RefSeq, a predicted model, not a curated record
AUGGCUAGUCAAAGUGUUCCCGUCGACGAAUUGAAACAUGAUUUGCAUGUUGAACCGGAUCAUGGAGGGAUAUGUAAUGGGAAUAUCACAGAUAUGGAAGUGGUUAUUGAGGCUGAAACUAAGAUUAAUGGUGAAGAAGAGCAUAGUAAUGGAAUGACAAAUGGUGACAGUGUACAUAAAGUCUCUACCACUGAUGCGGGUGAUGAUGCCAAAGCUGAUGCUAAUAAAGAGAAUGAGGUUCCAGAUGCUACUGAUAUCAAUGGCACCAAGUCCAAUGGUGAAGCUCUAGCAAAAUCCACCACUGACACCGCACAUUUGGAACCAUCAACCAAAAAGCAAAGCAAGACUAAACGUCGUUCCAGUUCAUCAUCGUCUUCCAAACACAAGAGACCAAAACCCAAACCAACUACAACAUCAAAUACAAUGGUACUGUCUUCAUCAACAUCAAUCUUAUUUGGAUUAAUAUCUUACAAAGAUUACCAAUUAAGAGAUCCCAUUGUUGCAUUUGAAACAUCGCUUGAAUCAACCAAUGAUUGGAUGACUUGGUUACGAUUAGAAUUGAUUGAACUUGUAUUUGAUUCCACUUGGAGAAACACUGACAAUGACGAUACUACGUCAUUGAAUCAAUAUACUUCAUUGAGUCAAGUCUUUGGUGGAUUUAUCUUGAUUGGGUUUUCAUUAACUGAUUAUGCUUUGAGGUUUGCUGUGGUUUUGAUUGUUGCUGUGAUUAAGUUGUAUUUGCAUUUGAUACGUGGGAUUGUUGGUGUUGGGGUGAAGAAAAUUGGAUUUGGUGGGAAAGCAACUACUCUUGCAUGA